GAAUAUUACUGUUUUCUUUUAACACCGCUACAGAAUGAAAUAGUUGUUUAGACUUAAGAUUUGGUGUACACAUGACGAUGGGUGUCCUGUACUUAGAUAAACCUGUUUAUCUUUUACUGGCGAUCGCAUUCAAGAUACCGCAUGUGAGAUUAGGUAAGAUAACUAUAUCAAGUUUUAAAAUGUUGAAUUUUAAAUUAACAAAAAUAAAAUAGUGUAUAAUUUUUUUUAAAGUCUUUGUUUAAUAUAUUUUAUAUUUUUUAAUUAAGUUUUUCCAAUUUUCUUUUCUCAGUACUGACAACGUCCAUUUUUGUUGUUGUUGUAAAUAUGUUAACAUCUUACACGGUGUAAUGUGAUCGUCUUGAAAUGUAGAAUGAGAGCAUCUGUGUAUGUUUGUUGAGUGAAUAUCUAAAAUGUAAUGAGUACAUAUCUAUAUGAGUAAUUAUUACAUAUCCUAAUGUGUAGUGAUUAAUUUCUAAAUGUGCAAUGACCACAUCUCUAAAUGCGUACUUAUUACAUCCCUGAAUGAGUAAUGGUUUACAUCUCUGAAUGUUUAAUGAGUCCCAUCUUCCACACUAGGAGUCGUGCUGCCCAGUGUAUCGCCCCAUUGCCCGCCAGCAGAAGAAGGCAAACCUUACACACUGGUUCUAAACUUGACUCUCCCUGCGGGCAACACAAGCAAGAAGAUAUCGCUGGAGACCGUGGAGGCCGCUAUCGCCAUCUGUAACCUGACCGGACACUGCAAGGACUUCUUCCCCAACGACAUGUCCACCACCGUCGCCGUGAACGAGUCUACCAGAGAUCUUCAUUUAGUCGUUAGCAUAUCCAACGCGUCUCGACUUACCAAGGGGGUCGUUGGAAGAUGGGACGUCAUAUACAUUUAUCCAAUAUUUAGUUGCAUGUUUCUCAUCUUUAGUAAGUUUAAAUAUUAUUUUUAAAUCCUUUAUAUUCAACACAAUUUUCUUUUUGGUUCCUGACUGGAAAAAAAUAAUUAUGACGGCUAAUUGACCCACUUCCCGUCAACCUAUCGAGCUAAAACUUGGCACAUAAACUCGUUGCCGAUGACAACACGUUCUACCAAAUUUUCAGCCCCACCUCCCGAAUCCCAACCCCAUGAAUAAAUAGUUCCUGCUUUUUUAAAGGGAAAGAUGAAGGAAAUUUGAUUUCACAGAUUUCACAAAAUGAAAUUCUCGAUAACUGCGCUAAAUGAAAUUCUUGAUCUGUUUUUUUUUUUUUAAAUAUCGCAAGGACUUUUAGUACGUAAUAUUUCCUUUUCUUUUCCCUGAAAUAAUGGAUGAAAUAAUGGAUGAAAUAAUGGAUGAAAUAAUGGAUGAAAUAAUGGAUGAAAUAAUGGAUGAAAUAAUGGAUGAAAUAAUGGAUGAAAUAAUGGAUGAAAUAAUGGAUGAAAUAAUGGAUGAAAUAAUGGAUGAAAUAAUGGAUGAAAUAAUGGAUGAAAUAAUGGAUGAAAUAAUGAAUGAAAUAAUGGAUGAAAUUAAUGGAUGAAAUAAUGGAUGAAAUAAUGGAUGAAAUAAUGGAUGAAAUAAUGGAUGAAAUAAUGGAUGAAAUAAUGGAUGAAAUAACUCUCUGAAGCAAAGGCGCUUUCCUCAUGAGAAUUUUAAUAUAAUUUAGGAGCGUGAAAAAAAAAUACAGUUACGUGCUUGGGGCGUGGGGGGGGGCACUUAUUUUGAUUCUUAUCAAGUGUGUAGCCUGGGUGCGUUUUCUGACAAACGUUCAGCCCCCCUCCCCCCACCUGCAAAAUGUUUGAUUUUUCAUUUUAUAAAGGAUUUAUACGAAGAACUGUUUUUAGGGAUUGCUUUCUUUUUAAAAAAGGAAUCAAAUACAAACAUACAAAAAUAAUAAUACAUAUGUCAUCAACAACAAACAUAUUCAAAGCUUUUGGGGAAAUGUCAAUCUGGUUCUGGUAGUCUUCGUUGCUGCAUCCAUGUACUGGCAUCUGUGCAACGGUUGGGGGAAUGGUGUUGCUAGACUAACAGCUCCUAGCAGAUGCCGGGGUAGCCUUGAAGCUUUCGACCGAUGUCGAGUUCACAGCGGCAUUGUGAACACAGACCUCAAGAUUUGAAUACACUAUACAAAGAUUAGGGAAGUUAAAAGAAAAUUUCUGAAGUUUGUUGUACAUAAAUACCACAUUGUUAAAAAAAUAUCUUGUAAUAUUUUAUUGCUGUUAUAUCUUCAAUCAGAAAUAUUUAAAUACUCCAAGAAAUGGAUUACAAUUUUUUUAAUGUCCACGUUGUUUUCAGCCAACUUUCGAAACAUCCCAUGUUCUAAACAUAUGGUGGCCGAUGAGCUUCAUGUGAACUGCAGCACACACAAGAUAUACCCACGAGCAAAAUGUCUGUUUACAUUGGAUUUGAUCCAUGUGAGAUCGUGUAUUACCUUAUAAAUAGCUUAGCAAACAUUAAAAAAAAAUGUUAUGAUAUUAUGUGUAUUAAACAAAUAUUGAUAUCCCAUGCCGAUAAAUAUGUGUUUUCCUCCUAAAAGGCGCAGUCUGGAGUUACUAGUACAAAUGUAACAUUUGAAAAUAUCAGGAUGUCUGGUGACCCGACGUAUUACGUUUUUACGUGCAGGAUUGUGGUACGAUUUCCUGACGUACCACGAGGUGUGCACACAGCGUCGGUCGCGGUGUAUCCUUCUCUGACCGGAGAUGACAAGUUCAUUGAGUUUGGUGCGAAUGUUUCAUUGACAGUGAACCUGGGUACGUUCAUUUUACGCAGGGGUCUGUCUUGUGUUUGUAUGCGUGUGAACGUGUUAGUUGUAUAGGCGGUGACAAAUAUAAUCCCGUUGUACGCUAGUGUACAAAAUAAAAAUGUACCUUUACAUGCCAAGUUCAUAAAUUAAACAUACAAAGUACGAAAGCAAGAACAUUCCAGAGCAGAGGCGUAGCGUGGUGGGGGCAGGGGGGGACAGAUGUCCCCGGGCGCCAGCAAGUUAGGGGCGCCAAAAUGUGCUUUGAUAUUAUUUUAUUGAUGAAAAUAAUGGGUUUGAGAGUUGAAAAAAAGAAAAAGGGGCGCUUUAAAAUGGAUCUCGUUCUUGGGCGCGAAUCUUGUCCCCGGGCGCCAAACACCCUCGCUACGCCACUUUUCCAGAGAGACGCUAAAGAAACUUCUGACAAACUUCUGACCUAGAUUAAAGUAAUCACAAGGAAAAAAACUAUAAUGAAAUGCAAUUUAUUAUUAUGGCUUUUUAAAUUUAUUUUACCCGAAUAAUCAUACCAUAUCAAUAUAAUCUACUAUUACAUGUACGAGUAGGUUAUACAUAUUUUUAGUAAGGAGGUGAUUUAGUCUUAUGUAGUUGUUCAUACCAAUAAUCGUAUAUAUAUAUAUAUAUAUAUAUAUAUAUAUAUAUAUAUAUAUAUACACACACACACACACACAUGUGUAGGACUAAAUGCUCUAUUUCCAAGAAAUUCCGGUGCUGACAAUGAGAAACUGUCCCGCCAUCAUUGAAGAAGGACAGCUGAUCACAUGUGUCUGUGACCGGGCUGACCACAGCCUGGUCAGCGUGUCCAUAGCCUGGCUGGAUGACGGCACGCCAACAGUAUUGGGCCGUGCCGGGUCUCUAGCCUUCACCGCGAACAGACAAACAAAAGGUAAGUAACAUCCACUGCCACGGUCAACGGACGACCUACGCACAGUAUUUAAUGAGACCCCAAGUGUCGUGUUUAAUACUACAGUUGUAUAUCAUGUUCAUAAAGGCAUGUCACACACACGCACACAAAUUCAAUGUGUUCGAAUUUUAAAUAGUUCCUAGAAUGUGUAUUAAUUUCUAAAUUCUCAAAUACAUUACAGCAUUUAUUUGCAAUGGAACGACUUUUCUUGGCUGGGAUAUAAGUCCUGUUCAAUACAAGCCUGAAAUUAUUGGUAUUUAUUGCUAAUAUAUUUGUAUUCACGUUUACUGGUAUUUUUAAAUCCCAAAAUGUUUUGAUCAGAAUUCUUAAUAAAAGAAGUGAAAAUUAUUUUUACGUGAAGUUUUUUUUAAUAUGUAAAUUAGUGGAUUUAUACUUAAUAAAACAAGCAGACAUUUAAAAAAAUGUAAUAAAUUUGCCCAAAUACCUAUAGAUAAUACGUUAUUUAAGUUUUACAGACUGUCGAAUGAACAGACAUACACUUUAAGAGCUACGAAAAAAGAAUUUUUAAUCAGAUGAAUGCGUUUUUUUCAAUCAGUUAUUACCUAAUGUUGUAUUUGACUAAAGGUAUGCUAUGAGUUGUUGUUUUCACGAAAGCAGCUGAGCUAAAGCAAUUUAGUCAAUUUAGUCAAUUCCUAAGAUUUUAUCCCAAAAUAUCCACUUGCAUUCAAUAAAGUACUACAAUAACUAGAUACCUAGUAAGAUAUGGUGAUAUUAUAUUUUUUUUAAAAAUAAAGAAACUGUGUCAUCACAUUGUACUUAUUCAAUUUCAGUAUAUUGAUGUGCAUUAUGUUGAAAAUAUUUUAAUUUUUUUUAAAACUAUAACAAUUUAAACAUAUGAUAUAGAAACUAGUUCUUUUGUGCAGAAAUCAUCCAUUAUAUAUAUUCAAAUACUACCUCUUAGAUGACGGAACUAAAUUUUAGGGUUAUUCAUUGAUUUUGUAACAGCCGGGUUCUUGAACAGAACACAAUGUCACAUAAAUCAGUGUUUGAUUAGUACUAAGUCGCAUAAAGGCUACAUCAAUAUAUAUAAAGCAGUUCUUUCUUCUUGUCUUCAGCCAGAGCUCAGCAAUUAACGUGCACAGAUGAGAAAUCUGCUGACAACCUGCUGAUAACGUGUAGUACUGAGCGCAUCUACCCAACCCCUAAAUGUCACUUUGAAAUAAAACGUAAUGGCGUAAGUACGUUUGCUCCACUGGGGUCAUCGAUGCUAUCCAAAUCCUUAUAGUAUUAAUAGAGUUUAUUGUAUUGUAUAUCUGUGAUACUUUUAAUAUGUUCACCGUGGGUUGAUUAUACAAGAGAAAAUGUACGCAGUGCACUUUAGCGUCAGCAUCACUAUCAAUGAUCUUACGACUUUUGUGGGCCUCGGAGCUGCUUCAUCACAAUAUCCUUCCAUUAAGUCCAAACCAUAUCGUUAUGUCUCUAUCCACGACAUGCUAAUUAAUUUCUCUACAGUUGGACGAGUGAGCGUUUUAGUAAUCUCUUUGAAAACGAUAAAAUACAUUUAAAAUAAGAUUUAUUUGGUGAGUUCAUUAUUUCCGGUUAUUUGGCCACAAGCUGUAAUUAUUUUUGUUAUUAAUGAGGUCAUUUCUUUGCGUUAGUAUUAAAUGCCUUUAAUGAUUAUGAAUCGUAUUUUUUGUCCUUGUUUUAUAAAAGAAUUAUAAUAUAUUUGAUAUAUGAAUUAAAUUAAAUUUAGAGUUGAGUAUAAUAAAUUAUUUUUAUUAUAUAAAUGACCAGACAGUUUUUGUAAAAGAAAAAAAAAUUGCUUUACUUAGCAGCGGUAUUAGUUACCUUUGAGAGUUCCUCUAACACGAUCUCUUCAACAAAUCCCUUCGAAUCCCGCCCGCAGACACCCGUGAGCACUGAAAACAGUACAAUGUCUUACCACUAUGAAGAGUUUGGUACUCCCGUGUACUACAAGACGUCGUGCACUCUCAAAGUACCGAGGACGUCCUUGAGCCAUCAAGCGUAUGACGUCUUGGUGGCCAUGUAUCCAGAUUUGUCAAGGACGGAGACGGACAUGGAGUUUGGUACCAACAAGACAUUUAUUGUUCGAAUUGGUAAUUUUGGAAUGAUUGUAGUGUAUUGAGGUUAAGAAAGAUAAUAAUACGUGUAUUUGAACUAGUGCUUGCCUGUCGCUAUAUAGGCGUUUUAAAAUUAUUUUAAAAAAAAUAAAAAAAAAUAAAUCAAAUGUAGAUUUAAAAGCGCCCCCAAAAUGAUAUAAACAACGGGCCAAUUCAAUUCAAUUCAAAAUGACACACUUUUUUUUUCUUCAGAUGAUGUCAACAAGGUUUGGUCUCAAUGGUUGGGACCAGACAUGAUCGCUUUCAUGGUGUCGGCGAUUGUGAUUGUGAUAGUCGUCGCUGUGGUGGCUUGCGUCUGUAGACGGAAAGGUAAAAACAAAACAAGGCAAAGGUACUUGCUUAUCGGUUGACACGUCAACCAAAACUGUCUAUAUCUACUCUUUGUGUAAUUUUUUUCCCGUGUUUCCCAGUUAAAAAUUAACGCUUAAGAUUUCACUUAACACUAAUAGCUUUAGUAUGUUCAUUGUGUGUUGCUGUGUGUGCGGAGAUGAUAAAAAUAUGUGAAAAAAUCCUUUUAUAAGUGAGGUUUCCUGCAUUCAUUCCCCCCCCUCCCCACCCCCAAGCCUUGAGCAAACCAGUGGAAUGCUGCGCUGUUUGUCACGACAGCAAAGGAUCACUAAACAGCUACGAUGAGAUCAACGAUGGAUACAUCCGGGUGGAUUAUGGAAGGAGUCAGGGCAACGACAAGUACGGCGUCCCCCAAGCCUUUAGCAAUCCAGUGGAAUGCUGCGCUGUUUGUCACGACAGCAAAGGAUCACUAAACAGCUACGAUGAGAUCAACGAUGGAUACAUCCUGGUGGAUUAUGGAAGGAGUCAGGGCAACGACAAGUACGGCGGCUACAGAAUUCUUACAGCCACAGGGAUGCCACGGGAUGAUGAGGUCAGUCUCGCGGUGGUUGAGCAUCACCACUAUGAAACCAUCGACGGAGAGAUCAACGCGAGAUGUGACACACAUACCACAAGCCCUGUGGACGAAUUCAAUAAGCAAGUUGAAACGUUUGAAGAUGAAGCGAGCGUAGACGACGUUGAAGUUGAUACUGUUGAUAAUGAGGGUAGUUUGAAAAUUGUUGAAGUUCAUAUGGAUGAUAACGAUGGGAGUGUGAAAAGUGUUGAAGUUGAUUCUGUUAAUAACGAGGGGAGUUUAAAAAAUGUUAAAGAUGAUACUGUUGAUAACUAGGGGGUUUUCUGAAAUAGGUUGAAAUUGAUAAUGUUGAUAACUAACGAGAGGAAUGUGACAUAUGUUGAGAAUUGGGCUAUGCAAGGGGAAGUAAGUGGAAAAGAAAUUCAUUUGAAAUGAUUUAGGGCGGAAAAAUAAAAUUGAACACAAAAUAGUGAUGGGGCCGAAAUGAACAAACACAAUGUUCAAAUUGAAACGUUCAGCUCAGUUAGAA
Messenger RNA from Lymnaea stagnalis (great pond snail), 7115 nucleotides. The record is from the annotation of a GenBank genome assembly. Lineage: Eukaryota; Metazoa; Mollusca; Gastropoda; Lymnaeidae.